AUGUUAAAAUCUGAAGUAAACGACAACAUACAAGACUAUCUACGAACCCUAAGCCCAACUCAAGGAACCGACUACUCGCUCUGGAAAGCAACUAAGCGACUGAAACAACCACAAAUCCCAGUUCUGCCACUGCGCCUACCCGACGGUAAAUGGGCGAGGAGUGCGCAAGCAAAAGCAGAAACAUUUGCCCAACAUCUGAAGCAAGUUUUCACUCCACAUCCUGGCGAAACACUGACAGACGAAAAUGAAGUCCACCGAUCACUUAAUGAAACCUAUCAGAUGGAACCCCCAUUGGAGAAGUUCAAAAUGAGUGAAGUUGUUAAAACUAUCAAGUAUGAUAUAAGUCCUAAAAAAGCGCCGGGGUAUGACUUAAUCACUGGGCAAAUACUGUUUGAAAAAUUAAUACUUUCAAGACUAAAACCAAUCAUCGAAAGGAAACAGUUAAUCCCCAAUCAUCAGUUCGGAUUUCGCCACGAACACGCCACAAUCGAGCAAGCUCAUCGAGUCUACAACAAGAUAUUUGCAAGCUUGGAGGAAAAGAAAUAUUGUUCGGCUGCUUUUCUGGACAUUACGCAAGCUUUCGAUAAAGUAUGGCAUACUGGCCUUCUGUAUAAAAUAAAGUCAAACUUGCCAUUAGGCUUUUAUACCCUGUUAAAAUCUUAUCUAUUAGAUAGGUACUUCUUUGUCCAAUACCAGGAUGUUUCAACCGAACUACACAAAAUACAAGCUGGGGUACCGCAAGGAAGCGUAUUGGGGCCGAUUCUAUAUCUUCUAUACACCGCAGACUUGCCUACAAAAACUGGAGUAACAACAGCAACGUUCGCAGACGACACCGCAGUAUUAGCUUCUCAUAAAAAUCCAAUAUUGGCCACCCAAAUGCUGCAAAGUAACCUUAACGACAUACAAAAAUGGCUAAAGACAUGGCGAAUAAAAGCCAAUGAAGCAAAGUCGGUCCAUGUCACUUUCACCACGCGAAGAGAGACUUGUCCUGAAGUAUCACUUAAUGGUCAACAAAUCCCGCAGUCAGGCCUAAAUACUUAG
This is a messenger RNA of Trachymyrmex cornetzi, 1041 nucleotides long. Its product is annotated as RNA-directed DNA polymerase from mobile element jockey-like. The coding region runs from base 1 to 1041 and encodes 346 amino acids. NCBI's taxonomy places the organism in Eukaryota, Metazoa, Arthropoda, Insecta, Hymenoptera, Formicidae. The transcript has a single exon. The record is from RefSeq and is a predicted model, not a curated record.